UGGAAAAUAUAGCACAGAAAUUGAGAGCGAGUAUAUGUAGGUUAGCUGUUCAACCGGUCUAUAAAUAUGUCCUCGAGCUCCCCUCAAAGUCCUUGAAAUCAUCAACAACAACUCCAUUGCUCAAUCAACCAAAGUUACCACAAACCAAAUAUCUUUAAGAGCCUUCCUCCGUCUUUCAAACCAAACCAAAUCAUCAAAAUGAAGACCAACUUCCUUAUCAUCCUCGCCGCUGUCGCCGUCGGCGUCUUCGCCAACUCCGAAGCCAACCCCGAAGCCAGCGUCGAAGCCAACGCUGAAGCCACUAUCGAAGCCGACCUCGACUUCGAAGCUAGCUCGCCGGGCGAUGGCCUCGUCAAGCGCGCAGCCUGCCACAAGCCCAGCAAGUGCAGUGUGCUAUGGGCUGGAGGUUGCGAACGUUAUUGCCUUCCUCAUAAAUUCUCCCACAUGACUAGCAGUGGCUGCCCGAUGCUUGCCAAGAGGUGCUGCUGCAAGUAAGUUGGCGUUUGAUUAUACUAUAUUUCAGCGGCGCACAAACCCAUGAAACAAACGCAGAGGCUCGAAGGGAAGAUAUGUGGGGGAAGGAA
Messenger RNA from Aspergillus campestris IBT 28561, 584 nucleotides. RefSeq lists its product as uncharacterized. Lineage: Eukaryota; Fungi; Ascomycota; Eurotiomycetes; Eurotiales; Aspergillaceae. The transcript has a single exon. Bases 199 to 495 code for a protein of 98 amino acids. The record is from RefSeq and is a predicted model, not a curated record.